GGGAGUAGUAUUGUAACAAUAAAACACAAAAAAAUAAAACAAACAAAAUAACUAACUCAGGCGGCGCAACAUGGAGACCGUCCCAGAUCGUCUCCCUCUUUCUUCUUCUUCUCCCGCAGAUGCUUCUUCUCUACUCGACUUCUACACUAUCCCCAGUCACUCCUUUUGGUUUUCGUGGGAUUCUAUUCACGAAACAGAGAGAAUCGAGCUUAGGGAGUUCUUUGAUGGGAGUUCGUUCACGAGAACCCCUAAAAUCUACAAGGAGUAUAGGGAUUUCAUUAUUUGUAAGUACAGAGAAGAGCCUUCUAAACGGCUAACGUUUACCGAGGUUCGUAAAUCGUUGGUGGGUGAUGUUUGUAUUCUUAAUAAAGUGUUUAAUUUUUUGGAUAAAUGGGGUUUGAUUAAUUUCAGUGCUCCUCCGCCGCCGGGGCCGGCGGCGGCGGUGGAGGUGGAAGAAGGUGUGGUGGAGGGUCCGAAGGUGAGGGUUGAAGAAGGGGCGCCAAUUGGGGUACGGGUUGUGGGGACUCCGAAUACGUUAAAACCGUUGAAGGCGCCAUUGUCUGUGGCCGGUGGUGGCGAUGAAGGUGGCGGUGGUGGAGGAAGGAUUGAUAACGGGUUUAAAUUGCCGCCGUUAGGUUCAUAUUCGGUUGUUUUUGAGGAUGUGGAGGGAGAAAAAGGGCUGGUAUGUGGGAAUUGUAAGGAAAAGUGUGAAUCCAAGUGCUAUGAAUGCACUAAGCAGGAGAAAUUUAUACUAUGUUUGAAGUGCUUUGAGAAAGGUGCAUACGGGGAAACCAAGUCUUUGGAUGAUUUCAAGUUGAAUGAUAGCAUUGAAAACAGUGUCAAUCAAGCAGGUUUGUGGACUGAGACAGAGACUCUUCUUCUUUUGGAAUCCAUCCUGAAGCAUGGGGAUGAUUGGGAACUAGUUGCUCAAAACGUGAAGACAAAAACUAAGCUUGAAUGUAUUUCACGGCUCAUUGAGUUGCCAUUUGGGGAACUCAUGCUGGGUUCCCAUGGAAAGUUAUCUGCCAGGGCUGUUGUUGGUGGCAGUGAUGCUGGUCAAGAGCAGAAGGCCUCUAGUAUAACCCAAGAAAAUAGCAAGAUGGAGCUCUGUUAUCAUCCGGACAAUCAACAUCUGGAGAACAAUCAUCAGCAAGAUAUUGUUGUAAGGGAGAGUACCGAGGAGACAGAGAACCUGGAGCCUCCUUCAAAGAAAAGCCGCAUUGAUUCUUCAGAUCCUAGCAGGUCUUUAAUGGAACAGGUAGCUCUCAUUUCCACCAUGGUUGCCCCUCGAAUAACUGCAACAGCUGCUGAUGCUGCUGUCUCAGUUCUAUGUGAUGGAAACCCCUUGUUGAGGGAGGUUUUCUAUUCAGAUGAGCAUGCUUCCAUAGACGAGCAGAAAUCGGGCAAUCUCGGUAUGGAAAUGGAAAGGGCUUUUCAAUCUGAGGAUCAAGAAAUGAAGGACGCAUCUAAUCCUUCAGAGAUGGACAAGAUAUCUUCAGUAGGAGAAUCCAUUCCUUUAGCCUUAAGGAUGAGAGCAGCAGUUGCUACAGCGCUUGGAGCAGCUGCUGCUCAUGCCAAGUUAUUGGCUGAUCAGGAAGAAAGGGAGAUUGAACACUUGAUGACCUUCAUUAUUGAAACCGAGUUGAAAAAAUUACAAUGCAAAGUGAAGCACAUGGAGGAUCUAGAACAUAUGAUGGAGAAGGAACAUGUACUCUUAGAGGAGUCAAAGGACGAUAUAAUCGCACAGAGGGUGGCCACUUUGGGAAAAAUCUUCGACGCAGGAAUAUCCCGUCCAAGGGAUCAUAAUUUGUAGAAACUGCAGUUAGUUAGUGUAAAGCACCCGGUUGUGGUUCGUUCUUUGAAGAAAUUUAUGCGAAGUUCAUGGCUGGUUUUCCGGGAUGCCGUGAAAGGUAGGAAUUCGAUUUCCUCCAUGUUGUAUCCAUAAUUGUCCCCCUAUUUAGCAACUACCUGAUAAAUAGCUGAGCAGCCAUUGCAUAUUUGGGCUUCAAAUGUAAACAGAUGGUGUAAAGAUUAAAAUUUGUUGCUUUUGAAUGCUCAUUUUAUUAAUUUAUUUCAGAUCA
Molecule: messenger RNA, 2081 nt
Organism: Spinacia oleracea (spinach)
Lineage: Eukaryota; Viridiplantae; Streptophyta; Magnoliopsida; Caryophyllales; Amaranthaceae
Product: SWI/SNF complex subunit SWI3A
Exons: 7
Coding region: 71-1813 (580 amino acids)
Molecular function (GO): protein binding
Source: RefSeq, a predicted model, not a curated record